GCCCAGGGCCGCCCACACUGGAGGGCUGGGGUGAGGGAAGUGGAGCCUCUGUCCGUGGGGCCUCUGCGCCGAAUUCCGACCCUGGGCGGCAGGCUGCAUGGUCCCCGCUGUGGCCUGGGGCCUAAUUCCCUGGGCUGCAGCGAGCGCCGGCGGCGAAGGGGAGCCCGGGGCCCGGCCGGCUGCCACCCACCCACGCCUCCGGGUCUCGGGUCCCCACACUGCCGCGGGCAGUGCAGAAGCCUUGGAGGCAGCCAGGCUCCCAGGCCGCGCUGCGCGGAGCAGCCACCUCCCCAGUUAAGGCCAGGCCCACCCGGCCUGGGCCUCUUCCUGUGCCUCUUCCUGUGCCUGCACUGUCCGGAUAGUGAGGUCAGGACCCCAUGGAGAGCAGUCCGCGCCGGGAGACGGUGGAUCGUUGGAACGCUCAAACGAAACAACUGCAAACAGCUGUCUCAAAUGUGGAGAAGCAUUUUGGAGAACUGUGCCAAAUCUUCGCUGCCUAUGUGCGGAAAACUGCCAGGCUGAGAGACAAAGCCGACCUCCUGGUGAAUGAAAUCAAUGCGUAUGCUGCUACAGAGACCCCACAUUUAAAGCUGGGCCUGAUGAACUUUGCUGAUGAGUUUGCCAAACUUCAGGAUUAUCGACAAGCAGAGGUUAAAAGACUUGAAGCCAAAGUGGUUGAACCCUUGAAAGCUUAUGGGACCAUUGUGAAAAUGAAACGGGAUGACCUCAAGGCAACAUUCACAGCAAGGAAUCGAGAAGCUAAGCAAUUAACUCAGUUAGAAAGAACACGUCAGCGAAACCCAUCUGAUCGACAUGUUAUUUCACAGGCAGAAACGGAAUUACAGAGAGCUGCAAUGGAUGCUAGCCGAACAAGUCGUCAUCUGGAGGAAACUAUUAACAACUUUGAAAGGCAGAAAAUGAAGGAUAUAAAGACUAUAUUUUCUGAAUUUAUCACAAUCGAAAUGUUAUUUCACGGCAAAGCUUUAGAGGUCUACACUGCUGCCUACCAGAAUAUACAAAACAUUGAUGAAGAUGAAGAUUUAGAGGUUUUCCGAAAUUCUCUGUAUGCACCAGAUUAUUCAUCUCGUUUAGAUAUUGUACGAGCAAAUUCAAAGUCACCUCUUCAGAGAUCACUGUCAGCUAAGUGUGUAUCUGGAACAGGACAGGUAUCCACUUGUCGACUAAGAAAGGAUCAACAAGCAGAUGAUGAUGAGGAUGAAGAGUUAGAUGUUACAGAAGAAGAAAAUUUUCUUAAGUAAACUACAUGUUUCCAUUUUCAUCAUAAAUGACAUGGAAUCCACAAUGACUAAACUAUAGAACUUUAUACUCACUUUGAUAUGUUAAGCCUCAAAGUGAAGUCCAACUGGCAACAGAAAAAUAAUUAAAGGAAACUUAUGCUGACCAAAAAUGAAGGCUUUAAAAAAUAUUACAUACCAGUCAUUUCAACAUCCUACCUAGUGUUAGGUGAUUUUUGUGUAAGUACCUUUUUUUCCCAAAGAUGGUGUAUUUCAAAGUAUUUCAUAUUAAUGUACUAUCUACUUGAAGUUCCAAUAGUACAUUAUGACAGAAACCAAAAGAUCUAACAAUUCUGCUUAGCUUUUUGGUUAGACUCCAUGCUUUCAUUACCAGAAAAGGGUCCUAUGUAGUCAUUCUGAUUACAUGUAAUUCUAUUCCAUGAAGCCUUAAGAAAAAAUAUUUUUUUUUACUUUCCCUUAAAACUUUAUCAUUUGAUAAGUAAAUUUACUUUUCAAGAGUAUAAUCAAAGAAUAAAGAUAAUGUGACACUAAGAUAUCAAUGUGUUAUGAAUACACAUAAGGCAUAAAUUUCAGCUGUAAAAAAAGCCACAUUCAAUCUGACUCUGGUUUUAAAACAAAACUGCUGUCAUACUUAUACAUGAUACUGCAACUUUUGGAAGGCUAAUUUAGUGGAAUGUUGCCUCAUCACAGAACACCAUAAAUCAUUAAAAAUUCUAUAAAAAUUUUACCAAGCUACCAUGCAGUUAAUAAAAGGGUAUACAAUCACUUUUAUUUCUGAAAAUAUAAAACAAUUGGAGCCUUUCAGUGUCUCUGAUGCUUCUCUUUUGGUAAGGAAUUAUACUUUUAUUUCAUGGAUCCCAGGCAGGCAUAUAAAAGGGAAUUUAUAAAAUCAUUUGGGAUAAUUAGAAAAUGCAAUUAUUCAUAACAGAAAAAUAAAGAUUUCUAGAAAGCUUUUGACUUUGUCAUUCAUGGCUCGUAACAAAGCACUCUUUCCUGAGAAUAGUCCUAAGUGACAAAGUUAUUUCAGUACUUUUUUUAAAACCCUAAAUAAAUUGAUAUUAAGAAACUCAAGAUUAUCAUUGGAUAUUUACUGCUUCCUCACUCAGUAUUUAAAUUUGGUUGUAGUUCAGGGGAAAACAGUUAUUAUAUUUAUUUUGCUGUUUACUAAAUAGCAACUUCUCUUGAGCAUUAUUUGCCUUAUUUGUAAAGUUAAAACUGCAUAAACCAAUAAUUCUAGAAUAAAACAUACAUUCUGCCUACCUCAGAGAAAUAUUCUAAGAACAAAAGGAAUACUAUCCAUGAAAAUACUUUCAUUAAUGUAAAAUUUUCAUUAUUUAGACCAGACCUAGGUUGGCAAACUUCUUAAAGGGCCAGAGAGUAAACAUUUUUACUCUUUGUGGGUUGAGGCAAAUUCAAGACUAUUAUACAGGUACUUAUGUAACCAUUUAAGACUUAAGUACACUUAAAAAUGUAAAAAAACCUUCCUAGCUUCCCACUGCAACAACAACAAAAAACAGGCAAUCAAUCCAAGCAACCCAGCCUGUAAGUCUCCAUCUCUUAUCUCUAAAAUAGGAAUACAAAUUGAGUAUCUUUUAUCUGAAGUGCUUGGGACCAGAAGUAUUUAAGACUUUGGAUUUCUUCAGAUUUUGGAGUAUUUGCAUUAUACCAGUUCAACAUUCCUAACCCAAAAAUCUGAAAUCUUAAAUGCUGCAAUGAGCAUUUUCUUUGAGCAUCAUGUUGGCACUCAGAAAGCUUGCAAUUUUCGGAGCAUUUGAAAUUUCAAAUUUCCAGAUCAGGAAUACUCGACCUGUAGUACAUUUACUAGGAUUAUCAGAAUUAAAUGAUAGUUAAUUCAUACAUAAUUAUACAUCAUAUAGUAUCUAAUACACCUCAAUAAAAACAGCUAUUAUUUACUGCAAAAACAGAGGCAGCAAGGUCAGUACUUAACAGGUGACAUAUGGAUCAAGAACCACUGCUCUUAACAGUGAUGUCAGUAAAUUAAUAGAAAUGCAUUCCUAAUAUGAUUUUUACCUAUCUCUUGGUUGUUGGAUUGAUUUUCUAGACAUGAUCUACAUUUUUUUAGAUACUUUCUAGACAAAAAUGUUUAAGACAAAUGCCACUGGAUAUCAGACUAGAGAAUACACCUCCAGUGUACCUGGUAUACCUUGAGGACAGCAGAGGAAAAACUGGCUAUGAGAUGACAAUUACUGAAGCUGAGUGAUGUGUACAUGAAAAUUUACUAUUCUUUUUUUAUAUUUGAAAUUGAUGAGGUGCUGGGAAGCUGGCUCUCUGAGGGGACAAUGGAAGGGGAAUUCCUUGAUUUGCUGCAUUUAUCAAUUUCCAUGGUGUAAAAUACUCCUGUCAUGGCCAAUUUGUUAUUGACAUAUCACUAAAGGCAGAGUUGGAGAGAGAUGUGCAAAGAUGGCUCCCAACUAGAAGACACCACUUCUGUAAUAAACAUUUUAUAAUGAAAUUUAAAAAUAUUAAGCCCUGAUAUAUUAUGGAGUAAAAUGAAAUAUUCACAUAAUUUAAAAAUCAAAAUACAAGGCUGGGCACAGUGGCUCACACCUGUAAUCCCAACACAUUCUGGGAGACCAAGGAGGGAGGAUUACUUGAGGCCAGGAGGCCAGAAAUUUGAGAACAGCCUGGGCAACACAGUGAGACCCUGUCUCUACAAAUUAAAAAAAAGUUAGCCAGACAAGAUGGCACACACCUGUAGUCCCAGCUCUCAGGAGGGUGAGGCAGGAAGACAGCUUGAGCCCAGGAGUUAGAAGCUGCAGUGAACCAUUAUCAGACCACUGCACUCCAGCCUGGCCAACAGAACAAGACUCUGGCUCUUAAAAUAAUAAAACUACAAAGCUUAUGUUUACUAUAGCUGGCCUCUUAACUACCACCACCAUCCCACCUCAGCCUAGUUUGAAAAGCAGUUCCACAGUAAGUAAUUCCUCACGUUAAGCUUCAUCUUAGCUUUAUUCCUUUGUAUUUGAGAAGUACUUUUUAACUUUCCAUAUAUUCAAGAUGGGUGACCAAAUGAACCAUCUAUACAAUCUCUGCUCAAUUAAAAAUAUUUCUUUCUACUUUAUUUAUUGUGCUUGGUUUGGAUAUUCCAAACAAUUUAAUGUUAUCCUAGCUACUUACAAGCUUAAAGAAUCAUACUGCGAAUCUUUAGAAUCAAAUUUUUGUAUCAAAUUUACCUGUUUAUUCAUUCCAUAGUGAGCAGGAUAUUCACUAUUUAAAACAAAUUUAAGCAGAUUUGUUAGAUUUCUUUAAAUCACUAAGAAGUAACACAAAAAUACAUAUAGGUAGUAACUAAGUACUGACAAAGUAUUCUACCUAUGCAAUAUCCUAUUAAAUGUCUAAAUUACCCUAUGCAAAUUCAAUUGUAUUCUUAUUUACUCAAUGGGGAAAAUCUGGAUUACAGAACUGAGGAAAAUGAUGUUUUAUGAAAAUUAUAAAAGGCCAACCAGACUCAAUCAUGUUGAAUAAAAUGAGCAAUUGUGAAAUAUAAGCCAGUAAUAUACAAUGUGCGUAUCCCAAGAGAAACUCUGGAUAGAAAGAAUCUCAAAGUCACUCGGGUUUUAUUAAUGUUAAUGUUUGAGCUCAAUGUUUGAGCAUGCUGGUUUUACCUUUUUAUGCUAAUUUUAAACCAACAACCGAAGUGAGAAAAUAUAUCACUUAUCUUUGAAAGUAUCUUUAGCAUGGUCUUCCUAAUUAAAAAUACCACUUAAAAAAGUGAGGCAGUAAAAGCAUGAACUGGAGUCAGUCGUCUGUCUGGGUUAAAACUGGCCCCAUGAUUUAUUACCUGUGACUUCAAGCAAGUUGCUUAACCUCCCACUUCAUUAUCUCAUUUGUGAAAUAGAGGUAAAUAAUUAAACCUGUACUCAUAGGGAAUACUGAGAUUAUGCAUGUAAAGUGCUUACAGUGCCUAGCACAUAGUAAGUGCCUAAUAAAUGUUAGCCAUAAAUAUUAUUAUGGGUACAGAAAAUCAAAUUCCCUAUUUGCAAAAUGUAUGCACUAAAUGCUGAAUAUCAAAGAAGUCAAAAUUCAACCACACCAGUCUUAACAGUUAUGGAGUCUUUGCAUGGACACAAAGUUUUGAAGCUAAAAAAUGAGAACCUAAUAUUACAUGCAAGUUAUGUGACUCAUCAGUAAAUUCUUCCUAGGAAAACUAUACCAUUUGUCAGAUUCUUCCCAGCAUAAGCCUGAGUCCUCUUGCACCUAUAAUUAGAUUCUUAUUUUACUGUCUUUUGCGUAUGUUGUAUUAAUCGUAUUUCGUUGAUAAGAUGUUGAAGAAACCAUGGAAUUAUACACAGCACUAUACAUUAUUACUAUAGAAUGUCUGGUCCCUCCCAUCAUAAAUAUGGUUUAAUGAAUUUACUGAAAAACUUCACAGUAUCAAGCUGCAAUUCUUUUUUCUUUUUAUACAAAUACAAGUUAAUUAGUUGUUCUAUUAAGUUGCAAUUUUAUUGUUAUAAAACUUUGUAAAGUUACGAACAUGGAAACCCUAAGAAUCACCUAACCUUUUUACAUAAGUAAAUUUCAAGUUGACAGUCUGUCCAUUUUGAACUAUUUGUAAUUAACAGGACACUUAACACAGUAAUAUCUCAGACAAGGAAGAGGGCAUUAAUUCUGCAGGCAAGUAGCAAUGAAAAUGCCAAACCUGAACAGUCACUAUUUCCUUAUACAGUUUGAGUAAACGAUGUAGACUACAGAAUGGGGGGGGGGGGGGGGG
Chlorocebus sabaeus (green monkey) is the source of this 5988-nucleotide messenger RNA. Lineage: Eukaryota; Metazoa; Chordata; Mammalia; Primates; Cercopithecidae. The record is from RefSeq and is a predicted model, not a curated record.